Ananas comosus (pineapple) is the source of this 855-nucleotide messenger RNA. Its product is annotated as receptor-like protein 12. The transcript is spliced from 5 exons. Bases 1 to 855 code for a protein of 284 amino acids. The record is from RefSeq and is a predicted model, not a curated record. Gene Ontology annotation, molecular function: protein binding. Lineage: Eukaryota; Viridiplantae; Streptophyta; Magnoliopsida; Poales; Bromeliaceae.
AUGGGGCUUUACUACCACCACUCUAUUAAUGAUGGCUUUUCACGGCGAGCACUGAUCAUCAUGCGGAUCACUCUACUAAUAGUUAUUAUAAGCAUGAUAAUGUUGAGUAGCAAAUUUGGUGUCGGAUGCCCUGUAGAAGAGUACGAAGCUCUUUUAGAAUUCAAAGCCUCUUGCAACGGAACGUCUCCUCCGUCGUGGGGAAAGCACAGUGAUUGUUGUCUCUGGGAGAGAGUUAUUUGCAAUAACAACACCAAACAAGUGUCCGAGCUGCAUCUACAUGAUCUUUUUUGGUCGUAUUAUCCAGAAGGGAAUUGGAAUCUAUAUGAGGCCCAAAGUUGGCACUUGAAUUUGAGCAUCUUUUCUUCAUUCCGUGAGCUACGACACCUUGAUUUAUCUUUUAAUCCUUUCACGGGCCUCCUCUCAAGCACCACCGGAUUGAAGAAGCUAAAGGUGCUUGAUCUUAGUGACAACCAACUUACAGGAGAGAUCCCGACGUCUUUGGGAUAUCUGACAUCUCUCGAAGUUUUGAAUUUGGGUUUGAAUGAAUUAAAUGCUUCACUUUCUUUGAAAGCCUUAGUAGGAUUGAAGAAGCUAAAGGUGCUUGAUCUUAGUGAAAACCAAUUUACAGGAGAGAUCCCAAUGUCUUUGGGAUAUCUGACAUCUCUCGAAGUUUUGAAUUUGGGUUUGAAUGAAUUAAAUGCUUCACUUUCUUUGAAAGCCUUAGUAGGAUUGAAGAAGCUAAAGGUGCUUGAUCUUAGUGAAAACCAAUUUACAGGAGAGAACCCAUUGUCUUUGGGAUAUCUGACAUCUCUCAAAGUCUUCCUUAGUAGGAUUGAAGAAGCUAAAGGUGCUUGA